UUUCCUGGAGCAAUCUCACAGGGUGGCUCCAUUUUCCAUUCCUGUUCAAAUACUUUGCUGCCUCCUCUACAGCUGCCAGACCUGCUCCUGCUGCUGCUCAGGGAGAGCAUCUGGAGAGUACCUUACGGACCACCGACAAGAUGAUGAGUUCAAGCUAUUGGAAUGAGACGAGCAGCAGCAGCAGCUGUGGGACUCAGCAGCUUCCAGAGGUCCUGCAGUGCCAGCCCCAGCAUUACCACUGCUACCAUCAGUCAAGUCAAACCCAGCAGCCUCCAGAAAAAAAUCUAGUGUAUGAGCGAGUGAGGACCUACAGUGGGCCCAUGAACAAGGUGGUUCAGGCCUUGGACCCCAUUGGCUCACGAGAAGUGCUCUCCCCUCUGAAAAGUUCCUCCUCCUACCAAAAUUUGGUUUGGAGCGACCGUUCCCAGGAACUGCAUUCUCCAACUCUGAAAAUAUCUACUUGUACUCCAAACGCUCUGCACAUAACUACAAAUACUGAACAGGAACUCCAUUCUCCAACAGUGAAAGUCACUUCAUAUCCACAGACCACUAUUAGGAGAUAUAUAGUACAAAAUCCUGAACAGGAACCACUGUCUCCAUUCCUAAGAGGAAGCCAUUUCUUCCCGGGAAACAAUGUUAUUUAUGAAAAAACAAUAAGAAAAGUGGAGAAGCUAAAUAUGGAUCAGGAAUGCUGUCCUCAGGUUCAGUGCCAUCAUCACAUCGUCCAACAGCCACAGAUCAUCCACUCUCCACACUGUCAGCAGUCCCAUUGUAGCCAGCAAGUGCAAACCAUCACAGGAAGUGAUUCAAUAUCUACAAGCAGUGGAAAUGACCUGUGCCAUGGUGAAUCAAGCCAUAUACAUGAACAGGUGGUGAUUCAGGAUGAUGGCCCUGAAAAAUUGGACCCCAAAUAUUUUGGAGAGUUACUUGCUGAUCUAAGCCGCAAAAAUACAGAUCUAUAUCACUGCCUAUUAGAACAUUUGCAGAGAAUUGGAGGAAGCAAACAGGACUUUGAGUCCACAGAUGAGUCAGAAGACAUUGAAUCCUUGAUUCCCAAAGGAUUGUCAGAGUUUACAAAACAGCAAAUUCGCUAUAUUCUGCAGAUGAGGGGCAUGUCUGAAAAAUCACUCCGGCUAGUGCUAUCCACAUUCAGCAACAUACGAGAGGAGCUUCGUCAUCUUCAAAAUGACUUGACAUCCCUGGAAAAUGACAAGUUAAGACUUGAAAAAGACUUGGUUUUCAAAGAAACUCAGAUAAAAGAAUACGAAGAACUCUUGGCAUCAGUGAGAGCAAAUAACCGUCAGCAGCAGCAAGGACUUCAAGACUCAAACUCAAAAUGCCAAGCAUUGGAAGAAAGUAUUCUCUCUCUUCGACAUACACUAUCAGACAUGGAAUAUAGAUUAAAAGAAAUGGAAUACUGUAAACAUAAUUUAGAGCAAGAAAAUAAAAAUCUUAGAAUGCAGGUUUCUGAGACUUGCACAGGCCCGAUGCUGCAGGCUAAAAUGGAUGAGGUUGGCAACUAUUACAUGGAGAUGGUGAAAAACUUAAGAAUGGAGAAAGAUAGAGAGCUCUGCAAGCUAAGGACUCAAUUAAGUCAGUACCAAAAAGAUGUAUUGAGAAGAGAAGGAAGCUGCAGUGACUUCCAAUUCAAGCUUCAUGAACUGACGAGCUUGCUGGAAGAAAAGGAUUCCCUUAUAAAGCGUCAGUCAGAGGAACUCUCAAAGCUGAGACAAGAAAUAUAUUCAUCUCAUAAUCAAACCUGCAGUGGUGGAAGGACUACAAUCACUACUAAAAAGUACAAGACACAAUACCCAAUCCUAGGCCUCCUGUAUGAUGACUAUGAAUACAUACCACCAGGUAGUGACACACACACAGUUGUGAUUGAGAAAACAGAAGACAAAUGGACCUGUCCAUGAAUGACUCUCCAACACAAAGAAGUUUUUUUGGGAGGGGUGUCUGCAUUAGUACUUUAAUUAUUAUGUUUCCACAACCAAAGGCCAAUCAAAAUUUGGAACCAUGGCACUACUCAGUAUAUCUAAUGGAAUGAAUUAGUUCUCCAGAUGAGUCUCUCCAGCCAUUGAUGAGGUCUGAGUCCUUUCUAUCACAUUCUUGUAUUCAAUAUAGCAUUCACCGCUUAAGUAAACUUCCAUUGCAGACAAUGGAGGACAUGCUUCACUAUUUUUCAAUAGGAUGCUUCCUAGAUACUGAAUUAAUUUGUGGGAGUAGAGAUUUUACAAGUUAUUCCAUUAGAUGAUUUUCCUUUAAUAUUAGAUAAGCAGUUCAGCUACAAGUAUAAACACUGUUUGUUACCCAAAAAUAGGCAAAACUACUGAAUUUUAAAAAACACUUUAACUAGUGCAUGGUAUAUACAGUACAUAUUUGUUUUUCUCACAUUAAACCUUGUGACUAAAAGAGAUGCUUCAUUACAUGCUAUUUAUAACUCUCAGAUACAUAACUAAAUCAAGGGUGAUGGUUAACUUCAUUAAGUAGGAAAGUGGAAUAAUAUCUUUUCAACUAAAUAAAUUUCCACUAAUUUGCACGUUGUGCUAUUAUGGUUCUAACGACAUGUCAGUGGCUUGGCAAGUCUCUGCUUUCAAAGCCUAUCAUCCCCAAAUGAGCCCAUUUACUUCCUUAAAAACAUAUAACGAUAUAUUGUAGUAGUGGGUAAAAAAGGUAGACAUUUUUAUAGGGGAAUACAUAAUGUGACACUGAAAUAUUGCAUAAAGGCUUAAGAAAGAAAAAUAGCAACAACAAAUUAUUGAUCUCUGUAUCCUACUUGGGAGAAAGAGAUUUUAUAGUAAGAGUAUUUAAUGUACUUAAAAGCUAGUUGAUUAGUUAGGUUGUAAUGACCUUACAAAGUGAAGAAAAAUAUUUCCUAAAUAUAUUACUAGAUAAAAAUGAAAUUUCUUAAUUUCAAGCACUAUGCUUAAAGUUGAUAAUUAGCAAAAAUUAAAAUGUUUGCAUUUGACAAAAUAUAGAUUAAGGCAACAAAUAUAUUUGGGUUACAUUUUAAUGAGGUUUUACAAAUAUGCAUAUAGAAUCCUGUCAUAUCUGUUAAGAUAGGGACAGAUGAAACACUACAAUAAAUCAAAUCAUAAGUGAGAAAAAUGCUUUUAAUACUCUUAAUUUUCAAAUGGGUUUUGAUAUGCAGUGAAAAGCCUUAUUUUGUCAUCUUAAUACUUUAAGAUGUCUAGCUGUAUAAUAUGGAUGGACAUAAUUCUAGUUUUAUCAAUAUUUUGUGAUAGAAAAUGUUAAUAUUCUUCAUGAGCUACGUCCUUACAUUUUCCCCUGUGGUGUGGGAAUAGCUGGGCAGCUUCUCUUCUGCUAACUACUUAUACGUGUAACUGUAACACUAUUAUGUCAUGUUAUAUAUCCAUUACAUACAAUAGAAGUGGAAGUGUUUAGUACCCUACUAGAAAACUACCACAACUGUUUGAAACUUAGAACAAGUGUAAUUUCCCCCCCAAGAACAUCCACAAUAACAGUCCAUAACGUGGGGUAGUUAGGAAGCAUGUCAUUGGCUCACUUCAUCCACACAGAGUGAUUGAAUGGGUCUGUGAUAACAAGGUACUUAUUACACUUAAUAAAGUUAAAUGUAUGUAUUUCUUUUCCAGUUUGUGACUAAGAUAAAUAAAAAGAGCAGUGAUUUCAUUUC
Molecule: messenger RNA, 3655 nt
Organism: Phyllostomus hastatus (greater spear-nosed bat)
Lineage: Eukaryota; Metazoa; Chordata; Mammalia; Chiroptera; Phyllostomidae
Gene: POF1B
Product: POF1B actin binding protein
Exons: 17
Coding region: 141-1916 (591 amino acids)
Biological process (GO): epithelial cell morphogenesis; actin filament organization; bicellular tight junction assembly
Cellular component (GO): actin filament; adherens junction; bicellular tight junction
Molecular function (GO): actin filament binding
Source: RefSeq, a predicted model, not a curated record